This is a messenger RNA of Cebus imitator (Panamanian white-faced capuchin), 1750 nucleotides long. RefSeq names its product arylacetamide deacetylase. Lineage: Eukaryota; Metazoa; Chordata; Mammalia; Primates; Cebidae. Gene Ontology annotation, cellular component: endoplasmic reticulum membrane. The transcript has 5 exons. Gene Ontology annotation, biological process: positive regulation of triglyceride catabolic process. Gene Ontology annotation, molecular function: serine hydrolase activity; triacylglycerol lipase activity. The record is from RefSeq and is a predicted model, not a curated record. Bases 226 to 1425 code for a protein of 399 amino acids.
GCACUCAACACAACUGUAUCUGAAUAACAGAUAAAAUUUUGACCUUACUAUGCCAACCCUAAGUGAGGCAUAAGUUACUAAGUGGGCAACUCUAUAUUCAAAAAAGCAAGAUAAAUCUUUUGGGUGGGGCUGAAGCACACCACUCAUUAAUGUAAUUUAUCCAGGCAUAUUAUGUAAGGUUACUUUCUGUGUUUCUGAAGAAGACCAAGAAGCAGACAGUACACCAUGGGAAGAAAAUUGCUGUACCUUCUGAUUGUGGGGAUCUUCACAGCAUAUUACAUUUAUAUGCCUCUCCCAGAUAACAUUGAGGAGCCGUGGAGAAUGAUGUGGUUGAACACACAGUUGAAGACUGCAGAAAAAUUAGCAGCGUUUGUGGAGCUGCUGGGACUUCACCAUAUUAUGGACUCCUUUACGUUUGCCUGGGGCUUUUAUGAAGUCCCACCAACCUCAGAUGAAAAUGUCACUGUGACUGAGACAAAAUUCAACAACGUUCUUGUUCGGGUAUAUGUGCCAAAGAGGAAGUCUGAAGCACUAAGAAGGGGGUUGUUUUACAUCCACGGUGGUGGUUGGUGUUUGGGAAGUGCUGCUUCACAUAGUUAUGACUUGCUGUCAAGAUGGACGGCAGACAGACUUGAUGCUGUUGUCAUAUCAACCAACUACAGGUUAGCACCUAAGUAUCAUUUCCCAAUUCAAUUUGAAGAUGUAUAUAAUUCCUUAAGGUGGUUCUUACGUAAAAACCUUCUUGCAAAAUAUGGUGUGAACCCUGAGAGAAUCGGUAUUUCUGGAGAUAGUGCAGGAGGGAAUUUAGCUGCAGCAGUGACUCAACAGCUCCUUGAUGACCCUGAUGUCAAGAUCAAACUCAAGAUCCAGGCUUUAAUUUAUCCUGCCCUUCAGCCUCUUGAUGUUGAUUCACCAUCAUAUCAAGAAAAUUCACAUUUUCCAUUUCUGCACAAGUCACUCAUGGUCAGAUUCUGGAGUGAAUAUUUUACUACUGAUAGAUCACUUGAAAAAGCCAUGCUCUCUAGACAACAUGUACCUGUGGAAUCAAGUCACCUCUUCAAAUUUGUUAAUUGGAGUUCCUUGCUCCCUGAGAGGUUUAUAAAAGGAUAUGUUUAUAGCAAUCCAAAUUAUGGUAGUUCUGAGCUGGCUAAAAAAUAUCCAGGGUUCCUAGAUGUGCGGGCAGCCCCUUUAUUGGCUGAUGACAACAAGUUACAUGGUUUACCCCUGACCUAUGUUGUCACCUGUCAAUAUGAUGUCUUAAGAGAUGAUGGACUCAUGUAUGUCACACGACUUCGGAACGCUGGAGUUCAGGUGACUCACAACCAUGUUGAGGAUGGAUUCCAUGGAGCAUUUUCAUUUCUAGAACUAAAAAUUAGUCACAGGCUGAUAAAACAGUAUAUUGAGUGGCUAAAGGAAAAUCUUUAGUAAAACAUGUAUCUAUAAUAUAUUUUUUAUAUUAAGUAAAUCUCAAAACCUCAGAAACCUUGCAUUAGAAAUUGGUCUUGUUUUGAAUGGUCUAGUUAAGUUCCACAUGUAGCAUGAUAAUUGUUAAGUAGUCAUUUUUCUGGUUUUCUUUUUCUUACUCUGGGAUUUCAUUUCAAUUUUCUACAUUAACUAUCUGCUAUGCCUGAGAUUUUCCUUCUUACACUGUUAAUCUUCCUUUUAAAAAUAUUGUGUUCUUGUAUGCUUUAGUUUUGUGUAUUGGCUGCUAUUUACAAUUACAGGAGAAUAAAUGUGAGCAAAUAUAGCC